AGAGGAGCAACAACGAGUCGAUCAGUGUAACAACAUUUGGCGUUUACAAAGCUAAACUUGAGUGAUUAACAAAAUAGAGUGACUAGCUGAUAUUAGCUAAAAGAUUCAAUUUUUUUUCAAGUGUAGAAAAAGUAUAAACAAAUUAAAACAACAAAAUGCCUUGCCCAUGUGGAAGCGGUUGCAAAUGCGGUUCGGAGCCUAAGACUGGCAAUUGCGGUUGCGGUUCGGCGUGCAAGUGCUGUCCCUGUGGAAGCGCUUGCAAAUGCGGUUCACAAUCACAAAGUGGCAGCUGCGGUUGCCGUUCGAGCUGCAAAUGUGGCCAAUAGAGCAAUACAUAUAUCCCAUAACAUUCACUGAAAUAGGCUUACUUUAUUAUGUUUAAGUCAUAUAUGUACAUACAUACAUACAUACAUAAGUAUUUUUAAUUUAUUUCCAUAAGUUAAUCGCGUAAUAAUAUAAGUACAUACUUUCAUAGAAUCAGAAACACUUGUUUAUGCAUGCAUUAAUGCAAAGCUUGUUGGUUUGAUACCAAAAAGAGUAUUCUCAUCAAUAAAUAACAGAAAGAAAACUAAUUCCUCUAA
Molecule: messenger RNA, 581 nt
Organism: Bactrocera oleae (olive fruit fly)
Lineage: Eukaryota; Metazoa; Arthropoda; Insecta; Diptera; Tephritidae
Source: RefSeq, a predicted model, not a curated record